This is a messenger RNA of Anguilla rostrata (American eel), 5023 nucleotides long. RefSeq names its product BEN domain-containing protein 4-like. The coding region runs from base 427 to 2049 and encodes 540 amino acids. The transcript has 5 exons. Lineage: Eukaryota; Metazoa; Chordata; Actinopteri; Anguilliformes; Anguillidae. The record is from RefSeq and is a predicted model, not a curated record. Gene Ontology annotation, molecular function: DNA binding.
UUUGGUUUAAAUAUAUUCAUCAACUAUUUAGCACUAUUUAUUUAUCACUGAUGGAAAAAGUUCAACUGAAUAUUAUAAUGUCAAUUUUCCUACUGUGCUUGAGACGAACAAACCCCGCUCUCCGCGCAACAAACCGAAGCGGACGCAACACACCUUGCAGACACAAGGCGCACAGGUCCCGCCUGUGUCCCCCUGUUGGUAGAGGCAGUAAAAAUUGUCAUUUUCACGGCGCUCCCGUUUGAGGAUUGGCCCGGUGGCUUGUCAGUAGUCUGCUCUCUAGAGUGCCAGAGACAUUCAGACGGAGAUACGAGAGAAAGGAGUGAGAGAAGGGUAAACGACACACUGCCAUACACACGCACGCACAAGGGGAGACGAGACGCGACACGAGACAGGAACUGCAAACGAGCUGAAACAGCCACGGAGGUCAUGCAGUCAGCGGACGAGGGAUCCUGUGUCUCCAAAAUCUGUAGGCAGCGGAGCCCCUACAGCGCCCUUAAGACCUUCCCCAGCAAGCGGGCGGCGGGAAAGGCGAGAUAUGACAGACCCACCAUGGUGGCAAUCCCGCAUCUGGGAGGAGGCGGGGGCGGGCAUCAUUUUCAAUAUCUUAACCCCCACCAUCAGCAUCUACAGCACCUACAGCAUCACCAGCAUUCCCUCGCCAGCAACAACGAGCACAACCACAUAUCCCAGCGCUUUCCAUAUGAGAACGGGCCCAGCUUCAGAGUCGCGACAUCUACAUCAGCAUCAGCUUCGGCGGCGACGGCGGCAACGUCGACAGACAGUCCGCGGAGGGUCGGAGGCACAGCUGGGCACCAUGUCUCCACGCAUCCGGCAGGUAGCGCCGCAUCAUUUCAAGAUCCCACUGACUGCAACCAAGGGCUAAGCGCAGAGAGCCGGCUGAUCCUGGAUGUCUUUGCUCAGCAGUGCAGUCGGGUGUUGACCCUGCUCAACAGCAAUGGCAAACUCCUCGACCCCGCCCCUCCCUCCAGCUCGCCCGCGUCGGCUCUGAUGUCCCGCAUCAAGCAGGAGGAGGGCGGCUACCCGGGGGUGGACCGCACCGGGGGCCCCUGCCAGUCGGGGGACCCCAAGACUCAGGAGGCGGGGCCUGAGUCCCACCACGCCCCCCACAGGAAGCAGCAGCAGACCUCUGCCUUCCUUCAGGCCUUCACCGAGUCGCUCCAGAACUACCUGACGAACCCCGGCCCCGCCCACAGCCACGCCCCUGGUCCCGCCUCAGGCGGGGAAUACUGCCACCCCGCUGACCCCGACCCCCUUUCUGCAUCCCCAACUCACACUCUGGGGGGCUGGACCUCCCCCACCCCCUCCGAGUCCCAUGGGCACCCUUCCUCCACCCUGCCAGAGGAAGAGGAGGAAGAGGAGGGCUGCUGUCCCCGCUGCCUGGAGCUAGAGCAGGAGGUGCUGUGCUUGCAGCAGGAGAACGAGGAACUGCGGCGCAAGCUGGACAAUGUGCCAGUUCCCUGUCAGACUGUGCUGGACUUCUUCAAGAGGGUUCUUCUGCACAACAACCAGUUUGGGCAGCCAGCUUCCCCAGAGGAGCAGUUGACAGAGGGCAGUAAGCAGCUCCUGGGGAACUACCCCGUCUUCAUCACCAACAAGCAGUGGGACGAGGCGGUCAACUCCUCCAAGAAGGACGGGCGUCGGCUCCUGCGCUACCUGAUCCGCUUCGUCUUCACCACCGACGAGCUGAAGUACUCCUGCGGCCUGGGCAAGAGGAAGCGCUCGGUGCAGACCGGCGAGGCCGGGCCCGAGAGACGCCCGCUCAACCCCGUCAAGGUCACCUGCCUCAGAGAGUUCAUCCGCAUGCAUUGUGCCUCCAACCCGGACUGGUGGAUGCCCUCUGAGGAGCAGAUCAACAAGGUGUUCAGCGAUGCGGUGGGGCACGCGCGGCAAGGCCGGGCCGUGGGCACCUUCCUCGGCAGCAGCGGCAGCUGCAGCAGCGGCGGCAGCGGCAGCUUCUACCUGGAGAGCAUGGACGGCCACCUGUCCCAGGACGAGCUCUUCCUGCGCGGCUCCCAGGAUGGCGAUUGAGAGGGCGGGCCAGCCUGAAAAGAGGCCAGACUGACUGAGUACGAGUCUUCCCGUUUCCUGAUGCUGGAACUCUGGAAUUCUGGGAAAUAGGUGAGGCUCGGUUAACAUUCCGGUGCAGCCCCAUCCGAACCCGGAAGGGGAGAAAUGCUGAAAUUGUCUUUUAAUUGUCUUUUUUAAAUCUCUUCUUGUCCUUCAUCUCAUUGGGAAAGUUUUUUUCUUUAUAGUGAGUGAAAGAAAAUGUGUCUGGAGUUCAUGCGUGUUCAAAGACAUGGAGUGUUGUAUGGUUACACUGCCAUUAUUAUCAUGUCCAUGGACUGGAUUAAGCGCUGCUAAGAGUUAGCCAAGAUAUUGAAAUGAAAUGAAAUUGAAUUGGAUUAAAUUUUCAUGAGUAACAUUCCAGUUUAGAAUGUACGAUUCUCACAUUAUUCAAGUUCAUCUGAGUGUCAGUUUAAAUGAAGUUAUCCCAGGUAAAAUCUUCUUUCUCACCUUGUUGCUGAAAGUGUGGCAUCAAUGUUAUCAGAUUUAUAUGCCACAGACUAAGUCACAGUAAUGUUAUAGUGUAAGAUAGUAUUGCGCAAUGUUCUGAUAAUGUUGCGCAAGGCCUUUUGGGCAGGGCUGAGGGACCUCUCUGUUAAUCUCUGCAUUGGCAAAAUCUGUGAAGAUGCGGAAAAACACACGUCCACUACUGCAUGUUCAUAGCAGAGUACACCACACAAGCUUUGAACUACUUUAAAGGAGUUAUGUCAGACAGAAACAACAGGAAGCAGACUGCUUAUUAAUGUCUGGCUUCCAUCAAAGUGCCACUGGGUUCAUCAAAGCCUUCUCCUGCUGGUGCCCAGGCCUCUGAGCCAAGCAACGUAAACACAGGUGUUUGGGGUCCACGCCCCCUGCCCUGCCUGUUCUCACACACCUCAUUACUGCACGGACAGUUUCCUUUGGAGUUUCGUUUGGAAUUCACCAAUGAAAAUACCUUACGAGGGUCUUUCACACCUCUCAUAGUCUUGGCUGUCAAGAACCUUCUGGAAGUUCGGCCCUCGAAACGUGCCAUUUCCAUUACCAAUAUCUUCCUUCGUCUUGCUGGAUAUGAGCUGCUAAUUCCAAAAAAGACCCCUCAAAGCAGUAUUAAGUGGUAUAUGAACAUUAUUCAUUAUUAACUAUAUAUUUCCUUUAACAUGAAUUUAAUACAGCCCCUCAUAGGAAAAGUCUCAUCUGUAUAUACACUGUGGGUGCUGUCAAGCUAGCUGGACAAGCCAGAUGGACAACAUCACAUUGUAGGUUGUCUGAUCGUUUUACCCAUUCAUUUUCUAUUCAGAUAAUAGUCAUUUAACCUUUACACAACCUCUGAUUCCAGAAAGGGAAAUAAGUGUAAUUAUGUGUCUAUUGUGCUGUAUAUAACCAGUUAAAGGAUAGAAUGUUUUGUGAUUUUUCCUCAUAUGGAAGUGUUGUUCAGACAAUAUCUGCAAGCAUCACAUACUGUAAAUUAUUGGGCCUCUCUCAGCUUCUAUACAAUCGUGGCUUUUCUUUCUUUUUGUUUUUGCCAAUGUUUUCAAUCAAAUUAUUUGCAUAUCUAAUGGAUUUGACUGAUUUACUGUUAGGAAUUUAAUUGAUCCUCUAUGAAAAGAGAUCAGUUCCAAUGUUUUUUGCCAUUGGUUCAAUACAGAAACUAUCACUGACUAAAAUGAUUUAUCAAAAUAAUGUCAUUAAUUCAAAGCAAACCUUUAAUUUAAGGUAAUGUUAUUUUGAUAUUUAUAAAUCAAAUCAUUUAAAAAUUUAUAUGCUAGCCCUCUAAAUUAUAAUCAGUGGUUUCACGAUACAGACACACUUCCUCUUUCUAGUUUCCUAUGAAACUGGCACAGGUGCACAGAAAAAUUGUUAGUGUUCCAUCACCUCUGAGAGUGGUAAAUCUACUCUGUGUAUGAAUCGAAUGGAAACAAUACAAUAUGCACUCUAUUAAAGCUAAGAAUUGCAGAGUUGGUUUUACAGAUUUGUAUGAACAUUUGGUUGUGUGGGACCAAUGAGGCUAUACCUCUAAAGAUCCUCCUAAUGCUGUGAAACAUCUCAGGUCCAGUGGCCUUUCACGCCUUUAUUCAUUUUUAAACAGCUUUUCAGUCCCUUAUUUUAACUUUCACCCGAGUGUGAACACCCCAAUCAUGGCUGUAAGCCAGAUGAAACCACUGCCACAUCCUCUGUCAUUUUGAGAGAAUGGAAACAAGCAACUUUGUCCUUCUAUUGUGCUUCCAGCAGUCACUCAUUUUCGUUCUGCAGGACCCCAACUGACCAGAGGAGUCGCUAUUGAGUGACGAGGCGGGGUAUACCGCGGUAGCUUUAACCUUCCUUCCUGGGGUGACUGUAUGACCAACUAUAUGCCACGUGGUACUACCAGUCACAGCUAGCACAGGGUCAGAUUUUUAUAGUGUAGCUUUGCUCUGAACAACGUCACAUAGCCUCACACUUUCAGCAGCCGUGUCUCUGCUCCAUACUCCCAGAUGCAAUCUGUCAUAGCUCUUAGUUUCCUUCUGCAAUGGCCUCAUACUCCCAGAAACCAUUUUUCUCAACCCAGUGCUCCCAGUUGCCAUCUCUCAUAGCCUCAUACUCCCAGAAGCCAUCUGUUCCGCCCUCAUACUCCCAGAAGCUGUCUCUCAUAGCCUCGUACUCUCGACUCCAUAUGUUCUAUCCUCAUACUCCCAGAAGCCAUCUGUUAUAUUCUCAUACUCCCAGAAGCCAUCUGUCAGAGCUGCAUACUCAAAGGCAUCCUCCUGGAAAAUGUUAUAGAUAUGAAUUCCAGUAUUUGCAGCUAUUAAAAAGAAUAAAUGUGACCAAACACUAUGUACAUUGCAAUAAUAACUUGCAGCCAUCGGAAGCUCUUCAAUAUUGAGGAGAUUCACAGAAGUAAAUGAUGCAGUGAUUCCAUAAUAGCAAAUUAAGUUGUCACAAAAAGACCUUAAAUCAGUGCUAAGUGGCAUGUUAUGGGACU